CAGAAGCCAAAGGAUGACACAGUUGUGCAGCAUGGAAAGCAAAGGGCUGGUGGCUGAGCUGCAGAGAGCGGCUAUCUGCCCAGCCUGCAGGGGUCACUUUAAGGACCCAGUGAUCCUCGACUGUGACCACAGCUAUUGCCGAGCUUGUAUCACUCGCUACUGGGAUGAGGAGUCCAUGAAGGGAAAUGGCCCUCGGGUGAUAUCUUGCCCCCAGUGCAAGAAAGUCUUCGAGAGGAGGAACCUCCGCACCAAUGUCAAGCUGGCAGUAGAAGUCAAGAUCACCCAACACCUCAAUGCCAAGACAGCCCAGGUACCCCUUGCCCCAAAGUCCAAGCGCCGCCGUGGAGGGUGGAGGCCCACAACCAGCAUCCAGAAAGAAAAGGAAAGCUUCCGAGAAUUCUGCAGCUGUUAUGGUGACAUGGCAAAACCCUCCUGCCCGAAGACUGAUGGCUGGAAAGAAGCAAGGCCAGAAUAGUGAAUGCAACACAGAAAGAACAAACGAAGCUGCUUUAAAACAGCUAAUGUUUGGAUACUUCACCACACAUUUUCACCUGAAUAGUCAACCAGAGCUCUUCCAAGUGACUCUCUCUGGUUUCCAAAACCCACUGCCUGGAAGGGAUGGAGAAAUUAAUGUUGCUGCCAGUCCUGAAUUCUGGAUACAGUGAGAAAAAUGUCCUCUGUUGAUGCCUGUAAACAUCUGGACUUCAUUUCUUCAUAUCCACUUCAACAGAACCUUAACAAUAGAACCAACCAUAACUGAGCAGACCAGAUUUUUGGAUGGAAGUGCCUUUUUACUUUAAGGCAAAGACUUCGAAGCUCUAAUCAGCACUCUGGAAAAAUCCCUCUCUGCCUCCUCCAGAUGUCACUAGAUGUGGGCGACAUGACAGACGGAAGCUUGUGGGUUUUUGUUUUUAGGUUGCUGCUGAAUCUAGAAUGAAAAUUGAUCUGGAGAGGGGGAAUUGAUGUCAGGCAUGGAUAGGAAACCAGGGCAUUGGAGCUACAAUCCUCCAAAACAGAGAAAGGGGUAUAAAUAAUGCAAUUUUACCAAGCCUGUGUGGCAACCAAUGCAUCCUUGCCACAACUACCAGGAGCAGUCCCAGUCAGCGAAAAGCUGUAAAGUGUAUAAUUUUUCUGUAAACUAACAGAAUAUUGUGGGCAAUAUUUCUUUAACCUUCUAGCACAGGGCAGGAGGGAGCUCUAUGUUAAAAUCUCCUGGGUCAGAGUUGAGGGGAGGUAGUGGACCUUUCUUUGGUUGAGCUUCUUGAGUUAGUUGUCUACCAUUUCACUCCCGGAAUUCAUUUCACUGGUCACUUUCCUUCAACUUCUUUCCUGAUGGAAACGGUGUUUCCACCUUCUGCAUUCAUAUAAUCAUAGGGCUGGAAGGUCUUUUAAUCCUACUGAAGGCAGGAGACCUUGUACUAACCCAGCCAAAUGGCUGUCCAAUCUUUUCUUGAAAGCCUCCAGCAACUGAGCACCCACAACCCCAGGAGGCAAGCUGUUCCUUACUUUGGUACACCAAGGAGGCCACGGUGUGGAUUAGUGGUAACCUGGUUUGUUUGUUGUUUAGCAGAAUGUGCAAACCAGGCUUCAAUGGCUCAUUCAGCAAACAAGAACAAAUACCAGCUGAGUAUUAUUCAAAAACCCGUUCAAUGCCGAUCAUUGAGCAGCAUGAAAUCACAUUUGCCGAAGACCACCGUACAAUCAUUCUUUAAACCAUCAAGAGGUGGAAACAUCAGGACUUGGGUGAGAAAAGAAACGUCACUGAUCCAACCAGUUUCUAUAUAGUUGAGCCAGAUCCUGCCAAAAGUGGUGGCAUAGUGGCUAGAAUGGAGUAUUGCGGGCUAACUCUGCAUUCCCACAGCCAGGAGUUCGAUUCUGACCGGCUCAUGGUUGACUAAGCCUUCCAUCAUUCUCAGGUCAGUAAAAUGAGGGCCCAGAUUGUUGAAGGCAAUAUGCUGACUCUGAAAAACUGCUUAGAGAAGGCUGGAAAGCACUGUGAAGCGGUAUAUAACUCUUAAGUGCUAUUGCUAUCUGAAGUGUUCUACCUUUGUUUGUCUUUUUUAUUUGAAAAUGAAUUAACAUGUUUUCUUGUUCCCCUACUGAAUGAUACCGAAAUGCAUGAAUAAGGAGACUGCACCACCGUCACAUAGUUAAUACUGGAUGGUUUUUAUUUUAUCUCUAAUAGAGUGAUUUUUAAUUUCUGCUUGACUGUAAAUGUAUUUGGGUCUUUCAUGGCACUGGACUGAAUGUAAAACCAAGAGCAAAUCAGAAGCCUGACUGCUAUGGCAACUGGGGCAUCUUCUUGCAGGAGAUGUUGAGUUGGAAUUUUCAACAAUAAUCAUUGAAAGUGUAAAGUCUGGAGUCGAUCCUUGUACAGCAUUUAAAUGAUUUGCUUCUUCCUCCUCCCUCCCUCCUCUGAUAUCAACUGUGCAGGACACACAAUCCUUGAUGUAAGUAAGCCAUCAAGAGGCUCUAGGCCAGAGGUCUUCAGACUUGGCAGCUUUAAGACUUGUGGACUUCAACUCCCAGAAUUCUCCAGCCAGCUAUGCUCCAGCAUAUGCUAUGCUGGCUGGAGAAUUCUGGGAGUUGAAGUCCACAAAUCUUAAAGCUGCCAGGUUUGGGGAUGCCUGCUGUAGGCUGUGCACAGUAAAAAUGUGGACAAUCAAUCAAUCUGCAGAACAAUACAGGAGGUCAGAAAUCCAAAACACUGAUUAGACAUGUUGCCAUCUUUGGAGUGCUCCGGCUUUUCUAUUAGCAACACAAAACGGGUAAUCCUUGAAUUUACAACGGUUUGUUUAGUGAAAAAAGUGACUUGACAAUCAGUCCUUCUUGCUCUUAUGUUGCAGCAUCACCACAGUCAUGUGAUCCAAAUUUUGGGACGUGGCCACCAGUUAUGAUGGUUGCAGUGCCCUGGGAUCACAUUAUUGUGAUCUAGGGUUCCUGAGUCAUUAAAAUACAUGAGUAGUCCCAAAAACCUCUUUUAUUGCAACAGCUGUGAAUUAUGUUCAUUCAGGGCUGAGUCCCAAUUAAUUGCAAAAAGCCGUUCGGGAGAAGUCCUUCAGGAUAAUCAUCAACCUUUAUCUCCCUUGACAUGCUGCCAAAGACUUACUUGGCAAAGCCACAUGGAGUCCAGAAUCAAACAGAGAUGCCAACUGGGAACAGAAUUAACAAUGUUGCUUUCCUGCAAAGGGCCCACACAUGCCUUUGCUCCUCUUUUAAGCCUAUGGGAGGGGCCAAUCAUCUCCAGGCCUUACUCCCGAUUCGUCCCUUUAGUUUUAACUGUUCUUGCCUUCUGGUAGCUCUGCGCAUGUGUGCACUAGGAACAGGCUCCCCCUGUUCCUCUGCCUCUCUGAUGUCCGACUCUAGAGGCACUGGAGUCCGCGCAUAACUCUAAGAUGGCCCUGGCCCCAUCUCUGCCUCUGACGUAGAGCCCUCAUCCAGGCCUUCCCCAGACUCCAGGACUGGCCCAUGUACCUCCCCAGCCUCCUCACUGUUCGACUCUGCUGCCAGCUUCGCAGGCUGCUGGCGGACCACAACAUAUAUGACUGCCGUCUGUGAUUUUCCUAGCUGGCUUCAAACAAGCAAAGUCAAUGGGGGAAGCCCGGCUUGCUUAACAACCGGGUGAUUCGCUUAAGGAUCACAGCAAAAAGAUUGCAAAUUUUGCUUAGUGACAGAAGUUCCAAUCCCAAUCGUGGUCAUUGUGUCGAGGACUACCAAUAGUAAAAAAUGGGAAUCAGGCUACAAAAAUGGGGCUGGAAAAGGAGAACAGUCCUUUCUCUGGUUGUGCAAACACUGUUUUUUUCCUUCAUCGUUAUCCCUGGUAUUUCUAGCAGCAGCUACCAAAACGUUUUCACAAUUCCUUUAGGAAAGCCACAGGUGUCCAAUCUGAUGCUGUCGCUAAACAUACUGGAGUUCUUUUAGAAAGCUGAUCAAUCAUUUUUAACAUUUUUAACCAUUUUUAACUGCUAAAACUGGGGAGAUGAAGAAAGAAACAACGCAGGUGUUCAUUCUACAGAGCUAUGUAAAUACGGAAUUGUUUCAAUUCACUUGUAAUUCUGCAGUUGAGCCAAGCCAGAAUGUGUUUGGUGUGACUGUGGCUUAACGCCAUGAACCUAGUCAUUUGUGUCAUAUUUAAGAAAUCUUCAUUAAAAGAGAAUAUGGUUUAAUAGAA
Messenger RNA from Pantherophis guttatus, 4171 nucleotides. It is a transcript of the gene RNF39, whose product is annotated as ring finger protein 39. NCBI's taxonomy places the organism in Eukaryota, Metazoa, Chordata, Lepidosauria, Squamata, Colubridae. The record is from RefSeq and is a predicted model, not a curated record.